UUCUCUAGGAGGAUAUAGAACCUCUGACCUCUCUCUGGGCAGUGCUAAUUGGCUCUGUGCUGAUCACAUGCACUCUCCCAAGUAAAAAAAAAAAAACCUCUCUAGAAACCAAACUGAGCAUCUGCAGAGUACACAAGAUAUGUCUUAUCAGGAGAAAGGGAGGAACAGAGAAGUUAGGAUCAAACAUCCUUUUUACACAAUGCAGAGGAUUAGGCCCUUAGGUUCCACAGCAAGUAUAACAAGCAUGCUUUACUGCAUAUACAGACUGAUUUUACUGUUGUGGAUA
Staurois parvus is the source of this 286-nucleotide messenger RNA. The record is from the annotation of a GenBank genome assembly. Lineage: Eukaryota; Metazoa; Chordata; Amphibia; Anura; Ranidae.